Molecule: messenger RNA, 3242 nt
Organism: Rhinichthys klamathensis goyatoka
Lineage: Eukaryota; Metazoa; Chordata; Actinopteri; Cypriniformes; Leuciscidae
Gene: trak1a
Product: trafficking protein, kinesin binding 1a
Exons: 16
Coding region: 248-3106 (952 amino acids)
Biological process (GO): anterograde axonal transport of mitochondrion; endosome to lysosome transport; neurogenesis
Cellular component (GO): dendrite
Molecular function (GO): GABA receptor binding
Source: RefSeq, a predicted model, not a curated record
UGAGCGCUGAAUUCAACUGGCCUGAGAGCGCUUCAGUCUAUGUUUAGUGAGGGAACCAUGUGACUGGUGUCAUCAGCAUGCCAGACAUGGCUGGGCCGUGUCCGCCUUUGCUCACUGCCUCCUCCCUCGUCUUUCCACUCUCCCUCUCUUCCUCUAAUCACUCGUUCUCUGGACGCCGUGUCCGAUCUUGAAGGAGUGUAAAAUGUGAGUUUGGGCGAGUGAACGGAGUGCCCGUGGCUGCAGCACCAUGAAUGUGUGUAACAGCACUGAUCUUCCUGAGGUGGAAAUCAUCAGUUUGCUUGAGGAGCAGUUGCCUCAUUAUAAGCUGAGAGCUGACACAAUAUACGGCUAUGACCACGAUGACUGGCUCCACACUCCUCUCAUCUCACCCGAUGUCAACCUCGACCUGACCACAGAACAGAUCGAGGAGACCCUCAAAUAUUUCCUUCUAUGUGCUGAUCGAGUGGGCCAGAUGACUAAGACAUAUAAUGACAUAGAUGCUGUUACACGUCUCCUGGAGGAGAAAGAGCGUGAUUUGGAGUUGGCGGCACGUAUUGGCCAGUCUCUGCUGAAAAAGAACAAAACCCUCAGUGAGAGGAAUGCCUUCCUGGAGGAGCAGGUGGAUCACAUACGAGAAGAGGUGUCUCAGCUGCGUCAUGAUCUCUCAAUGAAGGAUGAACUCCUGCAGUUCUACACAAGUGCUGCUGAGGAGAGUGAUGGAGAGUCUGCUUCUACCACACCUAUUCGCAGAAAUGACUCGUCUUUCACGCUCCCAGAUUACCUCCCUCUGGAUUCACUGCAGAAGAAACUCAAGGACCUGGAGGAAGAGAACCUCAGCCUGCGAUCAGAGGCAAAUCACUUGGAGACAGAGACCAUCUCGUAUGAAGAAAAAGAACAACAGCUUGUAAAUGAUUGUGUUAAAGAGCUCAGAGAUGCUAACAUACAGCUCUCCAGCAUUGCGGAAGAGCUGGCUAAGAAAACAGAGGAUGCCUCUCGCCAGCAAGAGGAAAUCACACACCUCCUCUCUCAGAUCGUGGACCUGCAGAAAAAAGCCAAAUCUUAUGCAGUAGAAAAUGAAGAGCUCACACAGCAUCUGGGAGCUGCUAAAGACGCCCAAAGAGCACUAACAGCAGAGCUGAGGGAGCUGGAGGAUAAGUAUGCUGAGUGUAUGGAGAUGCUCCAUGAAGCUCAGGAGGAACUGAAGAACUUCAGAAAUAAAACGCUGCCUCUCAGUACACCGCGGCGAUUCCACUCUCUCGGCCUCUUCCCCAUGGACUCUUUAGCUGCUGAAAUUGAAGGCACCAUGAGGAAAGAGAUUGAGAUGUCUGAUCCAGACGUAGAGGAACAAAGGUUGCACCCAAAACGUGUCUUCGAGACGGUGCGUAACAUCAACCAGACGGUUCGGCAACGCUCCAUGGGCCCGUCCCCUAUGAACAUCCCAGGGUCCAAUCGGACGUCCUGUAUAAACUCCAGGCGUUCUAGUUGUCUGAGCACGCCCCGAUCGAGCAUGUACGGAGGGGACGGGGUUGAAAUGGACAACCGCACUAACAGUAUGCUUCUGGAAACCCACUCACCUCAAGAUGGCUCUAAUGACUCCAACAGAAAGCCUGGCACGCCUGGCACACCCGGCUCCCAGGACCUGCAGGCGGCACUGCGUCGCCUUUCCCUUCGACGGGACAACUACCUGAGCGAGCGGCGUUUCUUUGAGGAGGAGCGCGAGCGUAAACUUAACGCCCUGGCAGUAGAGAAAAGCGAAUUGUACGAGGACAGAGAUGUUGGUAGUGGCAGUGAAGACGGCGGUCCUCUUACUCCGGCAGAAAGCAUCAUGUCUCUGGGCACCCUGCACUCGGUUUACUCCAUCUACAGCGCCCGAUCAUACCUGCCCGAGAAACUCCAGAUCGUCAAGCCUCUGGAAGGUUCGGCCACUCUGCACGCAUGGCAGCAGCUCGCGCAGCCACACCUGGGCGGCAUCCUGGACACACGGCCCGGCGUCGUGACCAAGGGCUUCCGAACGCUGGAGCUGGACCUGGAGGAGGUGUACCAAUUCACCGACCUGGAGGAAGAUGAGUCAGGACAGCAUUCCCAAUCCGCCGUCUCUACCUCUUGCCUGGGCUCUAUGCCUUGCUCGCCUGCUUUGCGACGACCUCGUGCCAACAAUCCUGACAACCAGGAAGAGCAGCUCAGAGAAAAUGGAGGGACCCCUGGAGUGGGGCUAGACCGAAUGGAGGCUGGAGAGGAAGAGGUCUCAUCUGUGCAUUUUCCUGGUAAAUGUAUGUCUCACACCAGCUCCACGUACACCUUCACCACCUGCAGGAUUCUGCACCCUACAGAUGAACUCACCAGAGUCACACCCAGUCUUGUGUCUGGUCCAUCACUGACGACCUGCGUGAUGUCCAGCAGCAGUCUGCGCUCAACCCCUGUGUCCACCCCCUGCACGCCUCGUCGCCUCAGCCUGGCGGAGAGUUUCACCAACCUCCGCGACUCAACCAAGACCACCAGUACCUCUUUGGGCCUUGUGCGCCUCCUACAAGAGAGAGGUAUAUCUGCUGCUGUCUAUAACCCUCUCAGCUGGGACCGGGCGGAUCGAGCCCCUCCACCAGACCCCUGCUCAUCACACACUGCCCACCCCUUACACACCUGUCCAGACACUCUCCCUUCCACCCCUCCAAACUCCCCCAGCAAGUCCAAACCCACCAGACCUGUGCUCCCUGUAGACUACAGCCCCUCAGACCCCCCCUACGAAACCUUCCUGGCUUCACGGCCAGCCAGCUCGAUUCUAAAGGAAGUGCGGGAGGCGGACGAAAGGGCUCAAACAGAUACACAGAGUCAGACUGAAGUCAGUGUGCAGAAUCUGAGACUUGUGGACAAGGUAAAGAAGUUUAGCCUGGCUCCCAGAACAUUGGCCCCAGGACCGCCAUUCGGAGCCCACGCUGUUGUGACCUCCCCUAUCGGGGGACUGCCAGUGCUGAACUCAGGGAUGAGAAGAAACCGCAGUUACCCAGCUAUGGUUGGGGCUAGUAUGGCGAUGAAGGGCGCAGGGCCUCCCAGUGAGGACCUGCUAUUGGUCCAUGGGCCACCAAGACAAACUAGCCUCAAUGAAAAGUGAAUGUCGUCCCCUUUUGCCUUUUAUUUGUUUAAAUUUGCAUUGAUACAGUAUAUCAUCCUUGCGACAACUCGAGUGCCUGUUAUUAAGAUGAUAUUUGUAUAGAUUAUUUUGUUAUAACAGUUGAUAUAACAACCUC